Messenger RNA from Saccostrea cuccullata (small rock oyster), 1693 nucleotides. Its product is annotated as myb-like protein X. The transcript has 9 exons. The coding region runs from base 437 to 1693 and encodes 418 amino acids. The record is from RefSeq and is a predicted model, not a curated record. NCBI's taxonomy places the organism in Eukaryota, Metazoa, Mollusca, Bivalvia, Ostreida, Ostreidae.
AAGGUACGUGAACAUCUAACGGAGUACUUUGGUUACAGGACUCCCGAAUGAACGUCAUUUCCACAUGGAUAAUACAUGGAGGGAAAUAGAAAAGGUCUCUGUAGGAUGUGAGAGUAAAACGAGAUGCAAAUGUAGGCAGCGAUCACUACCUUGUAACUUCAGAUUUUAAACUUAAUACGUUCAUUAUGUCUAUAUCACAACAGGGAAGAAAUAAGGUCGCGUUCUUUGACUUUUGGGGAUUUUUUGAAAAGGAUGUUCCUCCACUUUUUCUCAUUUUAUUUUUUCGUUCAAUUUGAAUUUUAUAAAUUGCAGCAGGUUUGCAACCCCCAAAAUGUACAUCUACCAGUGACGUCAUAAUUACUAAAACGCAACAAUAAGUGUGACGUCAUAAUUAUCACUACAACAACAAUUGGAAAGAGCGUGCAAAACACGGAGAAUGAAAACUAUGGACUACAACGAAGUUCUAGAUUUCGGGGAUGGCCCUGUCACAGACGUGGAUACAAAACUUGAGAUAUUAAAAUUCAGCUACAAUUGGGCAGACGCAGUUGAGGAGGAGGAAAGACGUAUGGAGGAAGAACAAAAGCAGCAGAAAGAAAUGAAAAAGAAGAUGGAAAAAGAAAUUUCAGGGGAAGAGAAGAAAGAUUGCAACAAGAACCACAAAAGAAUGAAUACCAUGGACUACAAUGAAAUUCUAGAUUUCGGGGAGAACCCUGUCACAGAUGUGGACACAAAACUUGAGAUAUUAAAAUUCAGCUACAACUGGUCAGACGCGGUUGAAGAGGAGGAAAGACGUAUGGAGGAAGGACAAAAGCAGCAGAAUGGUAUGAAGAACUUAGAAAAAGAAAUUGGAGGGGAGGAGAAGAGAAAUUGCUACAAAAAUCACAACAGAAAACAACCAGAAAAAAUAAACAGAAAACAACACAGAGCAAGGAAGCAUGCAAAGGUCCAUAUUAUAAAACAACAGAAACUGCGACUGGAGACUGCUGAAUCCACCAAACAAAUGAUUGAAAGAGAGAACAGAAAAGCAUCUGGAGAUGAAUUAACCCCAAUUGUAGAAACCUCCAAACAAGUAACAGUGUGUGAAACCAACAUCCUUGGGGAGAAGAAAACUGCAGAUUUGUCAGCAGAAAAUUUUACUAUUUGUGAUGAGAAUGUGUCUAGAAAAAAGUCACCAGCAUGUAAUGAAGAAAUGUCAGAAAAGAAACCAAAUAAUUGUUGUGAAAUGACUGGGCUGAAUUCAAUUCCAUGUGAUAAGGAAUUUUUUGAAGAAAAAGCAACUUUAUAUGACAAAGUUUUGUCAGAGAAGAUAUCACCAGCAAAUAAUGAAGAGAUGUCAGGAGAAAAGAAAAUUGCUCAUAAAAAGAUGUCAGAAGAGAAUACAACUGUACGAGAAAAGAUAUCAGGAGAGAAAAUAACACCACAUGAAGAGAUGGCAGAAGAGAAGAAAAUUGCUCAUGUAGAGAUGUCAGAAGAAAAGAAAACUGCCCAUGUACAGAUGACAGAAGAGAAGGAAACUGCUCAUGUUGAGAUGUCAGAAGAGAAGAAAACUGCUCUUGUAGAGAUACCAGAAGAGAAGGAAACUGUUCAUGUAGAGAUGUCAGAAGAGAAGAUAACUGCUCAUGAAGAGAUGACAGAAGAGAAGAAAACUGCUCUUGUAGAGAUGACAGAAGAGAAGAAAACUGCUCAUGUGUAG